This is a messenger RNA of Culex pipiens pallens (northern house mosquito), 3648 nucleotides long. RefSeq lists its product as uncharacterized. The transcript is spliced from 10 exons. Gene Ontology annotation, molecular function: UDP-glycosyltransferase activity. The record is from RefSeq and is a predicted model, not a curated record. Lineage: Eukaryota; Metazoa; Arthropoda; Insecta; Diptera; Culicidae.
GUCGGAAGACAGGGAAGAAGUUUUCAAACAAAGUUCAUUAAUUAAACGGCACGAUGGGACGAAUCGUGGAAUAUCUCGUUUUGGCUUUAACGGUAUUCAGUCCCAGUGAAGGGACGAAUAUCCUUUGCUUGAUGUCGGUGGCAAGUUACAGCCACCACAUUUGGAACCGUGUGCUGAUGGAGGCGUUGGCUGCAAAGGGGUACAAUCUUACAAUCGUGUCGGCGGAUGUGGAAAAGGUACAGAAGGUGAACUUGACUUACAUUCACUUAGAAGAAACGUACCAAGCAGUGCACGAAGGAGAUUCCGCCAUUGAUUUGUUCGAAAUGGCCCAGGAAGGCUUGGUGAAAAGUAUGCUGACUUUUUACGACUAUGGAAUGGCAUCGUGUGGAGGAUCGUUGAGAUCGAAGGGAUUGAAGCAGAUCCUGAGCUAUCCGAACGACUUCAAGUUCGAUUUGGUGCUGUAUGAUUUCACUUUUGGUCCUUGCAUUUUGGGGUUGUUUCACAAGUUCGGACAACCACCACUAGUUGGAGUAUCAGCGUUUAACAAUCCUCCUUACACUGACGAUCUGAUCGGUGGACACAAGUAUCCGGCGUACAUCCCAUACUAUACACUCAACUAUGGUAGUGAUAUGACAUUUUUGCAAAGAUUGGAAAAUGCGUUCAUCUAUGCAGCGGAUUACUUCUAUCGUACCUUCGUUUACCUUCCGGCAUUAGACAAUCAAAUCCGCCAGAUUCCUGCCUUUAACAAAAUACCUUAUAUCGGAAGUUUACAAGAGAAAACAAUGCUCGUGAUGGUCAAUUCCCACCAUUCAGUUGACUUCCCAGAGCCGAUACCCCAGAACAUGGUUAUGGUUGGUGGGCUGCAGAUCAUGGAGCCGAAACCAUUACCCGAGCACAUCAAAAAGUUUAUCGAUUCCGGAUGCAAGGGAGCAAUUCUGUUUUCUUUGGGCACCAACGUCCGGAGUUCAGACCUCAGCGAUGAGCGGAUUUCCAUGUUUUUGGAAGCAAUUCGACAGUUUCCGGAGUACAAUUUCCUGUGGAAGUUUGAAACAGAUCUGAAGAAUCAUCGUGUGCCAAACAAUUUAAUGAUUAAAAAGUUUUUACCACAGAACGAUAUUUUGGCUCAACCGAAGAUUAAACUAUUUAUCUCGCACUCGGGUUUGCUGAGCACGCAUGAGGCCUCCUGGCAUGGAGUUCCCAUGGUUGGAAUUCCUUUCUUUGCGGAUCAGUACCGCAACCUCGAAAAAUCCCUCCAGGCUGGGGUCGCCGAACGGUUGGUCAUUUGGACAGUGAGCACUGACAAGAUUGUGGCCACUAUUCGGAAGGUUCUCGAAGACGAUGGUUAUCGAGUACGAAUGAAGGCGAGAUCGGCUCUGUUUCGUGAUCAACCGGAAAGACCUCUCGAACGAGCUCUCUGGUGGAUCGAUUGGUGUUUAAGGCACUCAAAUGCGGAAACCAUCCGGUCGCCAACAGUCCGUCUGGGCCCGUGGAAAAGUGAACUGUACGAUGUGAAAUUGCUCGUAGUAUUAGUGGCACUGUUGGUGUCCUCGAAAGAAAACAAAGCAGCAGCGGAUCAGAAUUCGAACAUCUCGCAGCAGCUCGAGGAGAUCAACGCUAAGCUGGCCAAGCUAGACUCGUUGGAGAAACUUAACAAGGAUCUCCUGACGAAGUUGCUGAAGCUGUCUCAGCGCGUUGACGCCGUCACGGUGGAAAACCGGAACAGCCCAAGCAACAUCUGGAAGCCUUCACCAAGGUUUGCAAGCUGGUUGGCUUCGAGGAAUCCAAGGACGCUAGUUUUCAAGCAAAACAAGCGGACUGACGCUGUCCUGGUCAAGUUCUGGCGGGUUCAGGACAAGCAAAGGUUCAUCGGCUGCGUGCGUGCUCUCAAGAGGCCUGUAACUCCGGCGGAGCUCAACAUCCGAUCACAGAACAAAUUUGUUCUGGUUCAAGACCAUCUGACACCGGAGAAGCUGGAGUUGCAUCGGCAAACCUGGGAGCUUUGUAUGCUGGGACUUCAACGCCCCUGGAUUUAAAACGGCUCAACUUGGACCACUCAUCCCGAGACGAACAAGCGCUUCCAGUAGACGGGACGGAAGGACCCUGCACUUAGUACAGAGAUAGUUAGUGUGGCGUUCGGUGCCAAUAUUCUAUGCCUGUUUGGAGUGGCCAGCCCGAGUCAUCACAUUUGGAAUCGUGCAAUUGUCGAUGCGUUGGCGGCCAAAGGUCACAAUCUAACGAUUGUAUCGCCCGAUGUAGAGAAGAAUACCGUGGAAAAUAUUCACUAUAUUGAGCUGGAAGAAACGUACCCGGAAUUGUACAGUGGACCACACAAUGUAGAUUUGAUGGAGAUGGCAAACGAGAACGUCUUCAAAUCGGUGAUUUCAUUCUAUCGAGAUUUUGUGAUAACGGAAUGCCAAGGAAUUCUUAAAUCCAAAGGUUUAGCCCUAAUCAAAAACUACCCCGAUGAUUAUAAGUUUGAUCUUGUGCUCUACGACAUGACCUGUGGAGGCUGUAUGCAUGGGUUACUGCACAAAUUCAAGUAUCCUCCGCUGGUCAGUGUUACGCCCUUCAACAAUCCACCGUAUGUGACGGAAGUGAUCGGCGGUCACAAGUUCUACGCGUACACUCCAUUCUUCUCACUGGGCUACGGAUCAGAUAUGACGUUCUUUGAACGCGUCCAUAACACGUUGUUAUACACUGUAGACUUCAUAUACCGCAACUAUUAUUCGAACCCGGUUCUGGACAAAAUGGUCCGCGAAUACUUCCAGUACGACGACCUACCCUACGUUCCAGACUUGGACCGUCUCUCAAGGGUUCUUCUCGUAAAUGCGCACUAUUCAAUAGACUUCCCGGAACCGGCGCCGCCGAAUCUCAUACCAGUAGGUGGACUUCAAAUCAAGGAAGCAAAACCAGUUCCGGAUGAUUUGGAGAAGUUCAUCAACGCGGGAAGAAAGGGAGCGGUGCUGUUUUCACUUGGGACGAACAUUCGUAGUGAUGAGUUGGGGAAGGAACGUCAGAUCUUGUUGAUCGAAGCCAUGCGACAGCUAACGGAUUAUAACUUUUUGUGGAAAUUUGAGUCCGACUUGGAUUUGAAACUGCCGAAAAAUGUGAUGAUCAGGAAGUGGAUGCCCCAGAAUGACAUUUUGGCUCAUCCGAAAGUGAAAGGAUUCAUCACACAUGCGGGCCUAUUAAGCAUGCACGAGGCGUCCUGGCAUGGAGUGCCGAUGAUUGGGAUUCCGUUUAUCGCCGAUCAGCAUCGGAACAUCCAAAAGUGCAUCCGCAUGGGCGUCGCCGAGCGAGUAGUCUUCCAAACACUCUCCAUGGAGCAGGUUCGCGAUACGGUCCGUAAGGUGCUAGAAACACCCAGCUAUCGCAAGAACAUGGACCGCAUUUCAGUCCUGUUCCGGGACCAGCCGGAAAAGCCACUGGCGCGCGCCGUUUGGUGGGUCGAAUGGGCGCUGCGCCAUCCGGACGUUGAAUCUAUGCAGUCGCCGGUGCUCAAGCUGGGAUUCUUGCGAAGCAAUCUUGUAGAUGUGAUUGCAUUCUUGGUGUUGCUUCCAUGCGUGUUGAUCUUGGUGGUCCGGAAAUUGGUUUGCAAGGGACGUCGUGUCGAUCGCAGCAAGAAAAAUAACUAGUUGUGGGCUAUGA